AAAAACUAUACAUAACCUAUAAGUACAUCUACACCUGAAGAAAUGAGCGAUUCAGUAGAAAUAACUCCAGAAGAACAACAAGCAAACGCUUUUCUACGAGAACGAUUCUUGUCUAACGUGAUAUCGUUAUGCAAAAGCAAGAAAAAAUGUGAGAUAAACAUGUAUGAAAACACAAUUGUGAAGGGCGAUAUAAAAGCAGUAGAUUUGAAUUUCGAUAACAUUUUGAUUGAAAAUUUAGAAACUCCAUUGCCGAAUACUCUUAAAGUAGCUGUCUUAAGGUCUAGUGAUGUUUUAUCAAUUUCUUAUGAAUAAAUAAAAAAAUUGAUUUAAUAACGAUAUUUGAUAUUAUUUGAAAUUAUUAAAGUGAA
Molecule: messenger RNA, 368 nt
Organism: Phyllotreta striolata
Lineage: Eukaryota; Metazoa; Arthropoda; Insecta; Coleoptera; Chrysomelidae
Source: the annotation of a GenBank genome assembly